Ceraceosorus guamensis is the source of this 1290-nucleotide messenger RNA. RefSeq names its product GPN-loop GTPase 3. The transcript is spliced from 6 exons. NCBI's taxonomy places the organism in Eukaryota, Fungi, Basidiomycota, Exobasidiomycetes, Ceraceosorales, Ceraceosoraceae. Gene Ontology annotation, molecular function: GTPase activity. The record is from RefSeq and is a predicted model, not a curated record. The coding region runs from base 1 to 849 and encodes 282 amino acids.
AUGGGUCGAUAUGCUGUGUUGGUGACCGGUCCAGCGGGCAGCGGCAAAUCGACCCUAUGCACUUCCCUCUUGACGCACGCCCAAACCACGGGUAGAAAUUUACACCUGUUCAAUCUGGAUCCUGCAGCCGAAAACUUCGAAUUCAAACCCACCGUGGACAUCAGAGAUCUGAUCGGAUUAGAAGAUGUCAUGGAGGAGAUGCAAUUGGGGCCUAAUGGAGGGCUGGUGUAUUGCUUCGAAUACUUGCUAGAGAAUCUCGACUGGCUGGACGAGCAGCUGGGUGCCUUUGAGGAUGAUUACCUCAUCAUCGAUUGUCCAGGUCAAAUCGAAUUGUACACGCACACGCCUCUCAUGACGCGCUUGUUGACAACGCUGCAGCAGACCUACCAAUUCCGCCUAUGCUCCCUCUACCUCGUCGAGUCCAAUUUUAUCGACGACGUCAACAAAUUCUUUGCAGGAACGUUGAGCGCUAUGAGCAGCAUGAUCAACCUGGACUGCAGUCACAUCAAUGUCAUGAGCAAAAUGGAUUUGGUCAAGAGGGGAGAGACCGCUCAGAGGACCAAAGGCGGCAAGAACAAGAGGGAGCUUGACAGAUAUCUCGACCCCGAUCCUCUACUUCUCAUGGAAGAAGCCAACGCCUCAUCCAAUCCCAAGUUUCAUGCCUUGAACGAGGCGAUAGUUCAGUUGAUCGACGACUUUUCGAUGGUCUCCUUUAUGCCGUUGGACGCGACAGACGAAGACUCCGUGGGCUCGCUCCUCAGUCACAUCGAUCACGCGAUGCAGUACGGGGAAGACGAGGAACCCAAGGAGCCAAAGGAUAUGGACAUGGGCGAUUUCGAGGAUGCGUGAGCUACAACAGCGUCGCACUUCAGACCUCUUGCCGCGUCGUCCACAGGAUGAGCGCGUCUGGCUCGAAAUUAUAGCGGCGCGCGUGCCGGCUCUCGACGUCUUGGCAACGAUCCAUGAUCUGCAAGGCUGCCAAACUCGUCAAGGGCGUGGGAAUGCGGCGAACCCGAAGCAACACGUGUUGCUCUCAACAACUUGCUCGCGCGUUGCAGUAUCGCAUCAAGACGGGCAGGAACGCGUCUCUCGUCGAGGCUUCAUCUGGCACUCGAGCACAGCUUACCAGGUGGCUGGGGCAACCCUACUCUGCAUUCGUGUACCAACAGCCUCGACUCAAAACCCUUGCUCAGCAUCGACGAGUGACAUCAUGUAGAACACCACGCAAUCACCACACGCUCUAGACACCCCACAUCACCUGCGGUGGCACGCGCACGUUUUCGACUACGC